AUGUCCAAGGCAUUCAGAGGCAGUGAGGCAUCCUCCCAAGUCAUGCCGACCAGACGUCGCCUGACACAGGCUUUGGGCCUGGCUGCUCGCAGACUCCCACAGCCACGGCUCCAGCUGUUCAUCCGGGUCCAGAUCUCCCACGCGGUUCCUGCUGGUGGCCCAGACCCUUCCUGUCCCAGUUGGUGCCCCCCAAACUCCACAUGUGACAAUGCCAGCACCUGUCGCUGUAACCCAGGAUUCAGCUCUCCAUCUGGGGAUAUCAUCACCAGCCCUUUGGAGGCCUUUUGUGAUGACAUCAACGAGUGUGCACCGCCCUGGGAAGUGUCCUGUGGGAAAUUUGCCGACUGUCAGAACGUGGAGGGGAGUUUCAGGUGUGCGUGCAACCCAGGAUAUGUGCUCGCUACUGGAGGGAGAGUAUUCAAGAAUGAGAGUGAGAACACGUGCCAAGACAUAGACGAGUGUCAGCAAAAGCGCAAACCGUGUAAAGAACGAGGCACCUGUGUCAACACACAAGGCAACUACACCUGCAAGUGCCCUAUUGGCUUUGAAUUCAAACCGGAGGACCCAAAGUUGUGCAAAGAUGUGAAUGAAUGUAUUCUGCAAAACCCAUGCCACACCACCACUCACUGCCUCAACAUUGUGGGUGGCUAUAAAUGCGUCUGCAGAAAUGGCUGGAAGCCGAAACCUGGGUCACCCCAUGGCCCAAACAACACUGUUUGUGAAGAAGAGAGCUUCACCUCCUGGACCCCUCCCUCAGGAAUCAGCAGCCAGAGCCUCUCCAGAUUCUUUGUCAAAAUUAAGGAUCUGACCAAAGAUUACAAGCCAGACUCAGCCACCACCACUACCCAAAAAAUGAUUAGUUAUAUGGAUGAGCUGCUGGAGGCUCCUGGGGACCUCAUGCGCCAGGACCUGGCUGUCCAGCACCUCGAUGCCACUCAUAUGCUCUUGGGCCUUGAAAACUUCUUUCGAAUCCUAGCACAGACCAUGCCAGGGACCUCCUUUACCUACAGUUCUCCUGCAAAAACAGAGCUAUCCGUGAUGAUCCAGGAUGAGCAUGGAGACAAAAACGUCACUGUGGGCCAGAGUCAUGCACGGAUGAGGCUCAACUGGGAUGUGGCAGCUCCAAACAAGGAUUCAGGCCGUGUGGUGGUAGGCAUCCUCUCUAGCCUGAAGAUGCAGAAACUGCUGGCCAAUGCCUCCUUGGACCUGGAGUUCAGUAAGAAGAAAGAACUGGAAAAGACCCAUGAAAGCCCAGUCAUCGGGGCCCAGUUCAAAAUCCUCUCGGCCAUCAACUCCGCAUUUCUGAGCAACACGAACACAGAGCAGCUCGAACCUCCAGUCACCUUUGCCUUCUCCCACCUUAGCUCAGAACCAAGAGAGGGUUCUGACCCACCUCUCUGACUGCCCCACUGCCCACAGCCGGAGAUGCCCGGGCCCCGGCAAGAGCUGAUCUGUGCCUUCUGGAAGAGAGACGGCGACAAGGGAGGGCACUGGGCCACCACAGGCUGCAAGAAGCUUGGCAGCCGCAAUGGCAGCACCACCUGCCAAUGCAACCACCUGAGCAGCUUUGCCAUCCUCAUGGCCCACUACAACGUGGAGGACCCGAAGCUGGCUGUGAUCACCAAGGUGGGACUGGCGCUGUCUCUCGUCUGCCUACUGUUGUGUAUCCUCACCUUCCUGCUGGUGCGACCUAUCCAGAGCUCGCGCACCACUGUGCACCUGCACCUCUGUAUCUGCCUCUUCGUGGGCUCCGCUAUUUUCCUGGCCGGAGUCGAGAACGAGGGCGGUGAGGUGGGGCUGCGCUGCCGCCUAGUGGCCGGACUGCUACACUACUUCUUCCUGGCCGCAUUCUGCUGGAUGAGCCUUGAGGGUCUGGAGCUCUACUUCCUAGUGGUGCGGGUGUUCCAGGGCCAGGGCCUUAGCACCCGCUGGUUCUGCCUCAUCGGCUACGGCGUGCCAGGCGUCAUCGUGGGCAUCUCAGCGGCUGUCAACAGUCAGGGCUACGGCCGAGCUAUCUACUGCUGGUUGGACCCUCAAGGUGGCUUCCUCUGGAGCUUCUUGGGACCAGUGGUCUUCACUGUUCUGUGCAAUGCUGUCAUCUUCGUGAUUACUAUCUGGAAGCUCACUCAGAAGUUUUCUGAAAUUAACCCUGAUAUGAAGAAAUUAAAGAAGGCGCGGGUGCUGAUUAUCACCGCAAUAGCCCAGCUCUUUGUGCUAGGCUGCACCUGGGUCUUCGGCCUAUUUCUCUUCAACCCGCACAGCUGGGUCAUGUCCUACACCUUCACCAUCCUCAACUGCCUGCAGGGCCUCUUCCUCUUUGUGCUGCACUGCCUCCUCAACAAGAAGGUCAGAGAGGAGUACUGGAAGUGGGCUUGUGUGUUUACCGGGAACAAGUAUUCAGAGUUCACUUCAUCUACUUCAGCUACCAGCCACCAGACCCGGGCCCUCAGACAGUCAGAAUCCUGCAUGUGA
Molecule: messenger RNA, 2472 nt
Organism: Chrysochloris asiatica (Cape golden mole)
Lineage: Eukaryota; Metazoa; Chordata; Mammalia; Afrosoricida; Chrysochloridae
Gene: ADGRE5
Product: CD97 molecule
Exons: 18
Biological process (GO): cell surface receptor signaling pathway; adenylate cyclase-activating G protein-coupled receptor signaling pathway
Cellular component (GO): membrane
Molecular function (GO): calcium ion binding; G protein-coupled receptor activity
Source: RefSeq, a predicted model, not a curated record